Ostrea edulis (European flat oyster) is the source of this 3032-nucleotide messenger RNA. RefSeq lists its product as uncharacterized. Bases 278 to 2809 code for a protein of 843 amino acids. The transcript has 5 exons. NCBI's taxonomy places the organism in Eukaryota, Metazoa, Mollusca, Bivalvia, Ostreida, Ostreidae. The record is from RefSeq and is a predicted model, not a curated record.
CAUUAUUUUACUUUGCAUAAAAUUUAAUGCAAAGCAAAAUUAAAAUUUUAGUAUGCAUCUGUGUGAUCGGGGCAUAAAAUUAUUAGCUAAAUUUGCUUAAAAAUAGGCAAAUAAGGUUUGGUUAAAAUUCAUUGAAAAGAUUUUAGGAAAGUUUUGUUUUUAACUUCAUGCCAAGUUACAGGCUUAAACUGACAACAGUUGAUGAAAGACAAUAUAGUAUGAAAUUCUAUAUGUUAAUUUGCAGUCCAUCAAUUCUGUCAUUGAGAAGAGGAGGAAAAUGGAAAGGGGGCCUCUCAAACAAGAGGAAAUGCACUAUACAGCUAGUACGUUGGACCUGGGCAAAAGAUUGAAUUUUUCCAAUUCACAACAGAGUGAUCCAGGACUAAGUACACCCAAACUGGAAAUACUUGGAGAAGCCAGGUUAGAUUCUGCUGGUCAAGAUGUGCUUUCAUCAGAGCAUGAGAACACAAGCAGUGGUGAUGAUAUGUCUGAUGAUGAUACAUCUGAUGAUAUGUAUGAUGAGGGCAAAACGCAUUCAGAAGAAAUAAAACCAUUGAAGGGUACCAGUAAGCAUGGGAGCUGGUCUACCAAUAAGCCUACCAUUCCAUCACAUGGCAAGACACAACCACACUCUUCGGGUAGACUGGGAAAGACACAGAAAGAUAAAAAGAAGUGUGUUUCAUUCUUAAAAGGGAAAACCAAGAAAUAUCCAUACACCAUGACAGAAGAGAUGAUCAAGUUUGGAAAAAAAGUGGAAGAAUUGAGAGAAAUUGGGGAGGUUGAUAUCCGAAUUGAUUCGCUGGUUAAUUCUCUGAAUAUCGAAACGAAAUCUUGCAAGUUCUGGAGAAGGGAAAACAUAAAAAAGGAUUAUGGAGAAUUGAUUUGUAACCUUGAUUAUUUAGACUGUGCUGGUCUUGAUGUUGGCAUCACUAUGAAGCCAUUCAAUCAGUAUAUUGAACCAUUCGAUGGGCGCAGAGUCAAUGACUUUCAAGAAUGGAUGAAAGACUGCACAAAAGUCCUCAAUAAAACACGAUCUACACAAUUGGGCAGUGUUUCUUCCAUUUUGUUUGCCAUCUAUGCAAAAGAGGCUAUUUUGGAAUUCAAGCCAACGGAACUUCCAGGAAUUAUUGAUUACAGUAUUCGCUGUGCAAUAGAAAGUAAUUAUUAUCUACUGGCUUUUGCGAUUGUGAGGACAUACAUAUUCGAUCAUGUUAUUCAGUUGCAAAGAAUUUUUGAAGGUACCAAAGGAAUAAGUCCUCUCAUUAUUGACAUAAUCAUACAAACAUCGAGAAAUAUGAUUUUGAGAAAAUUUCCAAACCUUCAAAAUAAAGCCAUUGUUCUGUCUUUCUGUUGGGAGUGCGGGCAGGGAAUUCUAACCCGGAUGGUGAUGAUCAUGUCAUACAAAGGAAGUAUAGAAAUAACCGAUAAAAUUCCAGAUGAAGUCAUGGGAUUCAAACUUGUCCUUUAUAAUCUCGCACAUCUGUCGGAUGAAGCAGCUCAAGUUUUCAAAUCAAUUCCAGUUUCAAAGAAAACUCCAUUGCCAACAGUCACAGAAAGUGAAGCAAGAGAACUAUUUAGGAAACACUCCAAUCUCACAAUGAUAUCAGCCUCACCAUAUAAAUCAGUGGGAUAUUCCAAGGGGAAGCACAGAGUUGUCGAGAAACUGUGUAUCAGUCUGUUUUGUCUACAUAAAGGCUAUAUUCCCUAUGGAGAAGAACAAUUUCCAAAGAAAAUCAGAGACGUGGAAGUAGAUGUUCAGGAGGGAUACUGCUACUUCGGUGCUGGAAGAUCACUAGAAUUAGGAGGACACAUCAAGCGUUUGAUGAAUGGGAGUAUCGGGGGAUUUGUAGAUCUUCCCAAUAGUAAAGUUGGGUUGAUAACAUGUGCUCAUGUUGUAUUUUCAUCUGAACAAUUGAUGAUGUUGAGGAAUUGGCAGCGUCCAAGUACUGAUAUUGAAGUCGAGGCAUUUGAUAAGGGAAGCCAUUCCUAUAAAGUGUGCGGUAAAUGUAUACAUGCAGACUUCCCGCAUGUAUACAAGAUUGGAAACCCCCAUCUUUUCACGUCAGCUUCUAAAGAUCCUAACGUUGAUGUUGCUUUAAUUGAAGUUCAUGAAGAUAUCAACACAUUUGAGUUUCGGACUGUGCCCUCAGAACAGUUGCAAUCUGCAGGUUUCGACCCGACUAAUCCUCCAGUAUUUUCUGGAGAGGUUGCAUCUCUGCCUGAUCCGGAUCCCGUGCACAAAGUCAGUGGACAAAUUCCAAACAAAUUAGACAGUGUAGUAAAAUAUGGCGCUGUAACUGGAUUUACCAUUGGUAAUCUUUAUCAUAGUCAUGCACAUGUACGAUUUGUUCAAGAAAGUCUUAAGCUACCAGGGGAUUUACACUGCGCUGUUAUGUGCGAUCAAAUUGAAAUCCAGAAUCUGCCUCACGGACAGUUUUUUGUGUGUGGUGACUCUGGUUCGUUUGUCUUUUGUAUCAAUCCUGAUAAAACACUCAGCUGUCUGGGGAUGGCAGUUGGAGUAUCCACACGAGAAUCCUGUUUAGUGACUCCUAUUGACAGAAUCUUAGACAAUCUACGCAGUGUGUGUCCUGGUGCUCGUUUAAAACCUUGUAGGACCAAUUCACCACUUCAAGCAACCUUAGAUACGAUUUUAGCAGCCAUAGGAAACUUUCAGACUUCCUUGCAGAAUGUCCAAGCCUCAUUACAGAAUGUACAAACAGAAGUUCAAACUUUACAAAGUCAUUUUAAACAAACCGAAGAUUCCAAAACUCAGUCAUCGUCCAACCAAUCCAGUGCCAAUCAAAAUUAAGAUGAUGUGGAAGCGUGUCGGAUUGGAAUAUCUGAAUUAUAUUUCUAUAAAAUAAUUUUUUGAUAUGUCAAGAUGUUGAAUGUUAUAUUAUGUUUUAAACAUAUGGACAUUACAUAUCACUGGUGUUGUAUCAAUGUGUAUACUUGUGUUUUCAGUGCUUUCAAGGCCUUUGUUUUUAGAUCACCUGGUAAUCUCCAAUAUUAAAGAUUUUUGAGAAACUAUG